Messenger RNA from Camelina sativa (false flax), 1322 nucleotides. RefSeq lists its product as uncharacterized. Lineage: Eukaryota; Viridiplantae; Streptophyta; Magnoliopsida; Brassicales; Brassicaceae. The record is from RefSeq and is a predicted model, not a curated record.
UCAGUAUCUCUUUCUAUACCCAAAGCCGCCGCGCCGAGACACUUUUAGAGCCCAAUCGCGAUUUGAAUUUUGCAUCGACGGCGAAAAAAAUGCGAUCGUUAGAAGAGUUAUCCCCGAUAGAAACCCUAGAUAUCGAAGAGAACGGCCUCACUCUCGUCUCACGCGUCAAGCUCUGUCUCACAAUUCACCCAUUAGUCCCUUCCGUAUCCAAACCCAUCGACGAAUGGCAACUCAAGCGAUCCUUGAUAGAUUACCUCAAAAGCUCCGUCGUACCGUCGGUAACAGUUGCGGAGGAAGAUAUCGUAGUUCGCCGUCACAAGGACUUGAAGAAACGGAAGCGUGAGGAGCCAGUAGCUCAUGGAUCGUUGUUUAUCCGCGAUUUAGGGUUUCUUGAUGGGAAGAAGAGGAAGAAAGAGGAUGAUGGAGAGAGAGAUGUGAAGGAAUUGGAGAGGAAGUUUCUUGAUUGGAGGAAGAGUUUGGUGGAGAAGAUGAAUGGAAUUGAGCUUAAUUUGGAAGGAGUUAAGUAUAAGCUUAGUGUGGUGCUUCCGAAUUCAGAUGAUUUCGAGAGGUUGAAGAAGGAUUGGGAAGAGUAUUACGCUUUUGGGAAUCAAAGGGAGGCAAGGAGAGAGGCUGAUACGAUAAUACUCAGAGGUGUGCCAUCAAGAUGGUUUGCUGAGCCAAGAGUAUCAUCAAAGCCUUCUAUGUUGGUUACACAUACAAUCUUCUCUAGCUUUGGGAAAAUUAGGAAUCUUAAUGUUGCUGAGGACGAUGAUCUAGGUAAGGACGGAGAUGAGGACAGUGGAGACCUCGUAUCAGGUCUACAUUGUAAGAUUGUGGUUCAGUUCGAGAAGUACAAAGACUUUGUGAAUGCCAUGAAGGCUUUCUGUGGUCGCUCAAUGGAAAAGGAAGGUACUCGGCUAAAGGCAGACUAUGAACUAACAUGGGAUAAGGUUGGAUUCUUCCGGGACUUGAGGAGGACGUUGGAUCACAGAGAUGGCGGACACAGAAACGAGUCUUUUGGAUACAAUCAGGAUGAUUUACGCCGGAAAAGAUUCAGGGAGUAAUACACUGAGAUGAGAUCUAGAGAAACAUGGGAGAUGUUGUAGUGCUGCUCUCUGUCGUCUAGGUCUAUGACAGCUGGAUUUGUAUUUUAAGAUAUUGUUUUGAAGUUUUCUAAGUUCAGAUCUGAUUUUUGGUCUUAUGCCAAAAUACAUGCACACCGGACUGGACUUGACUAGAAUUUAAUUGGGAAAUAUAUUCCCUUUGAAAAGUUGUUGGAAGAAACUUUGGCAUGUCAAUCAAAUUGGGCUAGUUCGGUCUAA